UGUGUGUGUGUGUGUGUGUGUGUGUGUGAAGCCGGGAGAGAUUUGGGAGGUUUAGGGGCUCGUUGCCAUGGCUCCCGGGAAGCUCCGCCGAAGGAGAUAUUGAUGCCAGUCACGGAGGGAGCCUUCUUCCUUUCAGUGCGUUUCCCUUUUUUUUGGAUGGGGGGAAGGCGAAGUGAUUAAUUCGGAGCGCUGGGACUGGGGAGCUGCUGCCCACGAACCGCAGCCCCAGCCGGGCGCCUCUCCCUUUCCCCUGCGAACUCCGGGCGCUUCCCAGCGAGGGACGCUAACCUCCCCGCCCGCCCUGAGGUGCAACCAGCAAGCCCAGAUGCAGUAAAGUGGGAAGAAUGAUCCAGAUUUAAAACUGCAGAUUGCGGCAGGAGUUGAUGAAGGAGCUGAAUUCACUGAUUUGCAAGUUCACAUCCUUACGUCUGAGUUGAACUGAAGGUGGGAGAAAAAACAUUCUUUCAUUCUGUUUGGACUUCCUGUUUACAGAAGAGAGAUGGAGAUACUAUUAAGCACAAAAAGGAUCAACAUAUGUCUGCUUUUCUUUGUAUUAAAUUUGGCAGCAGGUAUUGAAAUACCAUUAUCAGUUGCACAGGUUCCAACAAUUACAGAGCAAUCCAUGACCCAAGUUGCAUACCCUUUUGAUGAAGACUUCACAAUUAAAUGUGAAGCUAAAGGAAAUCCACAACCCAUUUUUAAUUGGACUAAAGAUGAGAAACCAUUCGAUCUACUAUCCGACCCCAGGAUAAUUGCAUCCAAAAAUUCAGGAACAUUUGUGAUCCAAAAUCAGGGGAUCAUAGCUGAUUUUCAAGGGAAAUAUCGUUGUUAUGCUUCAAAUGAACUGGGAACUGCCAUGUCAGAAGAAAUUGAAAUAAUAGUUCCAAGUGUACCAAAAUUCCCAAAAGAAAAGAUUGAGCCAAUUGAGGUAGAGUAUGGUGAUGCUGUGGUUUUGCACUGUAAUCCUCCCAGAGGAAUUCCACCUUUGCAUAUCUAUUGGAUGAAUAUUGAUUUACAACACAUUCCACAAGAUGAAAGGGUCUCCAUGAGCCUUAAGGGAGAUCUGUACUUUGCAAAUGUGGAAGAAAAUGACAGUCGAAGCGAUUAUUGUUGCUUUGCAGCAUUUCCCAGGCUGCGGACAAUCGUUCAGAAAAUGCCAAUGACAUUGAUGGUUACACGUAUUAAACAUACUAAUGACUCAAGCUCACCUAAUGCUGCUGUUACUAAGGCUAAUUUCAUCAAGGAAAGAAAACCCAAAAUACUGAUACCACCUGAAUCUUCUGGUAGCAGCUCAUCAGUUACUGUCAUCAAAGGGGGAGUUCUACUGCUUGAAUGCAUUGCUGAAGGGCUCCCAACUCCGCAUCUUAAUUGGAUCAAGGUUGGUAGAGAUUUGCCCAAGGACAGAGCAGUAACAGAAAGUUUUGGAAAGAUUUUGAAGAUAGAACAAGUAUCUGCAGCAGACGAAGGCACUUAUGAGUGCACAGCAAGCAAUUCUGUGGGGAAAGCGAAACAUGAGUUUCAAGUUCACGUGGAAGAACCUCCUCGAUGGAUAAAGAAACCCACAAGUGACGUUUACAGCAUAGAGUCAACUGCUUUGCUAUUGUGUGAAGCUACUGGCAAGCCUGAGCCAACUAUAAAGUGGAAACGUAAUGGGAUGCCUAUUGAUAAAAGGACCUAUAGGGGCAGAGUCUCUGCCGGGGAGAUCAGCAUUACCAACCUACAACUGCAGGACAGCGCAGUGUAUCAGUGUGAGGCAACUAACAAGCAUGGCACCAUCCUUGCCACUGCCAAUGUGAAUGUUUUAAAUAUUGCUCCAUUAGUGCUAACCUCAGACAGUGAAGAUUAUGCCACAGUUGUUGGUUUCAAUGCUUUCUUGCACUGUCAAGUUUUUGCUUCACCUCCCGCUGUCAUUAUUUGGAUGAGGGAUGACAGCACAAUGCCACUUGAAGGUCUGCGGUACACUGUAUACGAAAAUGGCACCUUGGAGAUCAGAGAGACAAAGAAAGAAGAUUCUGGGUCGUACACUUGUUGGGUGACAAAUUUGGUUGGAAAAAGUGCAAUCACUGCCAAUCUGGGUAUCAGAGAUGCUACAAAACUUGUUGUUACUCCUGAUAACCCGCAAGUGUUGAAAUCACAUUCCGUUUUAUUGAAAUGUCAGUCUGAAUAUGACUCACACUUGAAACAAAGUUUUAAAUUAUCCUGGAGGAAAGAUGGAGAUGAGUUGCAAAUCAACAGCACAGAAGAUGGCAGGAUAAUUACUGAAAUGGAUACAUUGUUCAUAUCAAGUGUGACAUUCGAGGAUCAAGGCAUUUACACCUGUGUGGCUAGUACAUCCCUGGACAGUGUCACAGCUGAAUCUCAAUUAAUUGUCCUUGAUGUUCCUGACCCACCAGAAGAGCUACUUCUCUCAGAAAAACAGAACAGAAGUGUUAGAUUAUCCUGGAAAGCAGGAGGCAGUCACAACAGUCCCAUUUAUGAGUCCAUUGUAGAAUUUGAAGCGAAUCGUUUGGAGCCUGGGAAGUGGCAGGAACUCACAAGAAUCCCAGGGAACAACACAACCGUUGUUUUAUCAUUGACUCCUUAUAUAAAUUACCAGUUCCGUGUUAUAUCCGUUAAUGGUGUUGGAAGAAGCAAGGCUAGCACAUCAUCAGCACGCUAUGAAACACCUCCCACUGCUCCAGACAAGAACCCAGAAAACAUCCGAGUCGAAGCUUCUGAACCAAAUGAAAUGGUUAUGAAAUGGGAGCCAUUGAAACCCAUGGAGCAAAAUGGACCAGGACUGGAGUACAAAGUCAGCUGGCGACAGCAGGGAGUAGAGACAGACUGGAACGAGGAAACUGUGAAAAAACAUUCCUUGACAUUGAGGAAUACUCCUACCUUUGUGCCUUAUGAUAUCAAAGUCCAAGCUGUAAACAAUUUUGGAUCUGGUCCUGAACCAAAUGUUACCACUGGAUAUUCAGGAGAGGACAUUCCAGAUGCUGCUCCUUCAAGUGUAACGGUGGAAGUGAUGAAUAGUACACUAGUUAAAGCGAUCUGGUCCGGCAUUCCAAGAGACCGUGUUCGUGGACACUUAAAAGGAUAUAAGGUCAUUUGGUGGAAAACAAGGAGUUUGCUGGACGGAAAACAACAUCGCCCAGACAAACACUUCCUAACAUUUACAGGAGACAGAAACUAUGGCAUGAUUCCUGGUCUAGAGCCAUUUAGUGAAUUUCAUUUAACCGUCUUGGCUUUCAAUGCAAAAGGAGCUGGACCUGAAAGCUCUCCAACCAUAUUCCAAACUCCAGAAGGAGUCCCUGAACAGCCACAUUUUCUAAGAAUACUAAACUUUGAUAAGGAUUCUGUCACUUUGUCAUGGGGUCUUCCCAGAAAACCAAAUGGCUUCCUUACUGGCUACAUUUUGCAAUAUCAGAUAAUAAAUGAGACAGAUGAGAUUGGAGCACUGAAUGACGUCAAUAUUACAAACCCUUCAACUUUCAGCUGGAGGUUUUCAAAUCUGAGCUCCAGCACCAAGUAUAAAUUCUAUGUGAAGGCCUGUACUAUAAAAGGCUGUGGGAAACCAAUCACAGAAGAAGGACUAACCAUAACAGAAGGGAGUAAAGGGAUCGGGAAGAUUUCAGAAGCAGUAAAUCCCACCCAAAAGUUUCACCCCAUUGAGGCACUUGAGUCCGGAACUGAAUAUACAGUUCGUCUAGUGACUAAGAAUUGGGUUGAUAACAAUAGCAUUUUUGAAGAUGUAAUUGAGACGAGGGAGAGAGCUUAUGCUGGCAUUUAUGAGGGAAUUUCCACCCAAGGCUGGUUUAUUGGACUGAUGUGUGCCAUCGCUUUGCUUACCUUAUUGCUGCUAACAAUGUGCUUUGUCAAAAGAAAUAAAGGAGGAAAAUACUCAGUGAAAGAAAAAGAGGAUUUGCAUCCAGAUCCCGAAGCUCAAUCAAUUAAAGAUGAGAUCUUUGGGGAAUAUAGUGACAGCGAUGAGAAGCCACUCAAAGGCAGCCUCCAGUCACUUAACGGGGACAUUAAAGCUACGGAAAGUGCUGAUAGUUUGGUAGAUUAUGGAGAAGGGGACCAAGGGAUGUUUAAUGAAGAUGGUUCAUUUAUUGGCGCUUACGCUGGAUCUAAGGAAAAAGGAUCAGUCGAAAGCACUGGAAGUUCUACAGCAACAUUUCCUCUCCAUGCAUAAAAUAUUAACAUAAAUGAUUAAUUUCAAAUUUCCAUAUUUAUCUUGACUAGUAAUCAACUAUUACCAUAUGUGAUCAGAAGUAGGUUGCAGAAUGAAUCAGUCAGGACCCCAACCUCCAGGUAAUAUGGCAAUUAGUCGCUGCUAUCAAAAGAUGAUUUUUGAGACUUUUCAGUCCUGAUUGUUCAGGUGUUUUCAUUCAUAAAGAACAGGUGAAUAAUAUUCUCACAUUCAAUAUAUACCACUCAGUCUGACCAAAACCAUAGCUUCUCAGUGUUACAUAUGUAUAUAGAUACUUGCUACCCUACUUGUUUCUCUAUAUAACUUUUCUCUUUCUUGUAUUCUUUGUCACUUUGUAUAUACAUUUACAUCCAGUAUUCCCUAAUAUAUAAUGACCUUAGCAUUGUGGAGGUCAGAAGGUAGUGGGGGUGGGAGAAGGGAGAUUACUUUAAAAAUUAACACCAAGAAAAAAAUAAUUGAAAACACUAUAGAAAUAGAUUCCAUAUAUUAUUUAAUGUUCAUGAAGAAGAAGAAAGUCUGUUUAAGUAAGUCUAGAAUUAGUGGCUAGAGCUGAUUGCAAUUACUUAGAGAAACAGCUUUAUCCAAAAAUAAUUUGAUCACAAACUUGCUCUCAAAAGAAACAGGUUCCGAUCUGGUAUCUAUAUCUUCUCUCCAGUAACUGUCACUCUUUCCUUAAACAAGUUCAGUUACACUAGUUUUCCUUUGGCAGAGGAUAACGAGGCUCAUCCCACAUCUGUUCUAUGUGUCAAUGAAGCAGGAUCAGGUCUUUAGACUACUAAAAAGGCCACCUGAAUCUGCCUCCCAAGAUCCUUGAAAACUGCAUUUCUAAGCAACUGUUUUUUGUCUGCCUUCUGUCUGUAUAUUUGUAUGCUAGCAUACAUUUCAGGAAUGCAUUGUACAUAUUAUUUGCAAUUUUGUGGUAGUGAUGUUGGUCCCAGGAUACUAGAGAGACAUGGUGGAUGAGGUAAUAUCUUUGUUUUGUACCAGUUUCUGUUGGGGAAAGAGACCAACUUUUGAGCUACAUGGAGUUCAUCAGAAGAAGACGUUGGUCCAAUGAAAGACAUCCACCUUGUCUCUCUUGUACAUAUUACGUUAAUAUUUACAUAACUGAAAACACAGACUGGUUUGUAUUGCUAUGUAGAAAUAGAGGGACAAACUGGGUAUAAAACAGUCAGAUAUUCGCUUUUCCUCUUUCUUUUGGAUAAUACUUAAAAAAUCAUUGUUUCGCUCUCCAAAAAAUAAACCCUGAAUAGUUAGGUAUUUUUAAAAAAAAUAUUUUCACAUCCUGCAUUGUUCCUUUUUAAAAAAAAUGGAUUACAUUAGAGUUUCUUUUCUACAUGGUGUACUGAAUAAGGUUUAAAAUUCCCAACGGAGCUGUUCCUUUCUCUGCUACUCAUUCCCAUUACAAACUCAGCAAAGCUGCACUGUGCACGUUUGGCCUUUUUAUAUUUGGCCUCCCAAUUAUUUUAAAACAUUUUUGUUUUUUUGUUUUUGCUUUUAUAGUUUGUUAACUUCAGUACAAUGCAAAUGUUCCUUGCAGUUCUAUGUUGUUCUUUUAAAAUGGUUGUAUCUGCAAUUACAAUACACUUUAGCCAUUGUUAUAAGGAGAAAACUUACUAUAUAAAAGCUAAUUCCUGCAAAAUCUUUUAUACAUGAGUAGUCCUUAGACAAAUAGAUCCAUUGAUUUCAUUGCAAGUACUUCAGUGGAAAUAAUAGUGUAAGUAAAGACUACUCACAUGAGUAAGGGUUUGCAGGAUCAGACCCAGAAUUACAACUUUAUGAGCUGCAUGAUGCACAUUGUUAAAUAAUUAUAACACUGGUUUUAAUUUUAUACAAUAUCUAAGGGACCAGCUCCCAUUCAUGUACUUAAAUGAAGUGGCUUGAGCUUCAAAAGUGCUCAACAACCAUUGAAAACAAUGGUAGCUGUUAGGUGCUGAAUCCUUUUGAAAACCUGGCCCUAAAUCUACCAUCUAUUUGGAAUAAAGGCCAAUGGGACUACUUAUAUGUGGCUUGUAGGAGUCUGAUAUGGUCAUAGGUUAAAAUAGUUUGCACAAUAUCCUGUAUUAUAAUACACAAUAUCCUCAGAUCCCUAAAAUUGGGAGAAUUUGACAAAUGUCUCACUAUUUGUACUGUUUGUUUACUUUAUAUAGUUAAUUCAACUUGAUCACUGAAAAGGGACUGGUCAGCUUUUGGGGGGGUGGAGCGGGGGAAGAGUCUCACACAUAUGGUGUCUGGCAGGAAACUGAAACCUUACAUCCUGUUCCAAGUCACAUACGGUGACUUUUUUCAGGACUCCAGACAAAUUACCCAACAGGAUGAGUGUUCACUAGUGCAUGAGAACCUGAAAGUGAAAUAAACAGAAUUGACCAGACUUGUGUUACAAUUUCAAUUUGUUGCUAGUCUGUUCCUAAUCCAUUUCACUUUUAGGGUGCUCUGCACUAGCACAUGGCUGCAAUGUUCGGCUAGCAGAGGAACGUUUCCUUGCCUUCUCAAUUAUUUCCACUGGAUACUCUUUUUAGAAAAAAAUAAUUGAAAUUUUUCUUGGAUUUUUGUAAACAUUAAAUUUAGUCUUCAUUUUAUCUCUUCCCAGCCUCUAAAGAAACUCUUAAUAGGACAGGGAGAGCCCCUAGUUAGCCUUAUCCAGCAAGCUGAAGUAAUAAGUCCCCAACCACCACUGCUUCCAUCCACAAAUUACUGGCCUUUCUAGUUUGUUUUUAAUGGUCCAUUGAGUAGCCAGAAACUCUCUUCUUCUCCCCUACUGCUGUGCCAACUUCUGUAGGUGGCACAAAAUCCUCAGAGAGAAAUCUGAUUGUGGAGGAGGGAAAGGUCCAGGCUAGGGUGUUAGAGUGUAUUAGAUAAGAACUCAAUUCCACGAGUCUGCCUUCUCCUUCUGCUCCCCAUGGCUACUAAACAACUCCUCUGUGCAAAGGGUUUGGACCUCUGAUAGGGGCAAACCUUUUAGGAUUGUGGGCCACUGCCAUGUGCAAGUUUCGAUGGCUGCUCACACAUUAGGCCCGAUAUGACCCAUUAAAAGUCAGCAACAAUAUGCAUUUUUUUUGCACUUACAGGCUGUUCGGUUUAACUGGCGUCAUUGUCCCAGAAACAUCUAUAUUAAACAGCCACAAAUUUCAAACCAUGUUAGUGGGACAUCCUCUUAUCAAAUAAUGAAUAAACAUCCUGUGCUAUCACUUGCUCAUUUGUAGCUUAAAGUUGCUGACGAAAUUCCUAUGAUGUGCUAUUCAUCUGUGUCGGUAUGAGUACUUUUUUCUAUUAUUUUUUUUAUUCAGACUCUUAAAUCUUAAUGUUUGUGAUUCAUUAUGCCUCAGGGCCUAAAAAUCACACUGUGACAAAAAGAUGUGCAAUGAAAUGUUUUAAAUGUGCACUGACUUUUUAGGACCCUGCCCAAUGAAUAUUAAACAAAUGUCUGAAAUUCCAAGAGAUUCUUGUCUCUGUCUAGCUCCAUUCUCUUUCUUGAGUAAUUCUUUUUCAGCAGGGAUUUUUUUAAAGGCAUCAUUAUGUCUACUUUAUAUCCUGGAAUGUACAGGUUAAAAUAUGCUUCCGAAAGAGAUGUCAUUUUAAAAGCAAAACAGAUUAUACUUUUGGAGCCAAUUUUUCCUUUCGUUCAAAGCAGGCCAGUUCCAUUCAUUUCAGUGGGGUUUGGUGUAAAGAGGGGGAAAUGUUGACACUUACGUUGCAUUUAAAGUAUUAGCACCAUAAAUAUAGUAGCAUAAUUAAGAGAACAGGUAUUUCUGAUAUUUUUCAGUAGUGCUUGAAAUCCUCUUAAUCAAAUAACAUUUUGGAAAUCUGUAAUGAUUUUUCAUUUGUUGCAUACAAAACCCCUCUCUUACGUUAACUACUUAUUAAAACUGCAUAUGCUGAAUAAGACAGGGGUCUUGUGAAAAAAAUGCCAUGUGAGCAUGUUUUAUAUAUAUAUAUAUCAUAAUACAUACACACACGAAGGCUGAAUUAAGGUUGCAUAUGAAACCUUAAUUCUGACCUUUCCUAAAUUUUCUGAUUUGGAUUUUACAACCAUAACUAAUAUUUUUAAAUAUAGAUAUAAGAAAAAUUAAAAACAAAUUCUAUUAUAUGCAAGUACAAGAGCUCCCCUGUCAUACAUCAUCAGUCAGUUUGAAUCCUAAACUUCUAGGACAGCUUGGGUACUUAAUUACAGUAACCGUUUUAGUUGGCAGUAAGAGAAAACUGAUAUACCAUAGAAAAGUGGGACUAGGUUACUGGAGUCAUCUGCUGGGUCUAAGGAAAAUGAAGAGAUUACUAUGAGUGUGGAACAACUCUCUUCUUUUCAACCUUCCUGAGGUGAGGGAAACUCCUCCCCAUGUGGUACUCCUGGGGGAAGCAGAGGGAAGGGGUUUUAGAAAGGAGAAAAGCUUAGCUUUCUCUCUCCACUCCUGUUCUGUCUGCUACUGCUUUGGUGGUGGCAUGGGAUCAAGCUUAGAUUAGAAUGUUAAUUCUAUUAUUAUUUUGGCAUGCUGCCAACAUUUUACUGACAGCACAAGUCACAGAAGGGUAAUAGUGAUUUUCAGAAGCUUAUAUCUCAGCCACAUCUGAAUGGAAUUUCUUCUAACAAAAAAGGCACUUCUCUGGCCCUAGGGAUUUCUCCCUGAUGAAUUUCAAAGGCCCACUUUAAACAAUGGAGGUGAUAGAGCUAACUCAAAGAAAAAGUUGCAAAAAUAUUUUAUAAUUAAAAGUCUUAGGUAAACAAAAUAUAGGGGGUCACUACAACUCCCUGGUAAUAGGGACCAAAUGCUUUACUCAUGUUGGAUAUUCCUAGCUUCCAUUAGUAUUCCCAUUUACUCUAAUACUACGUACUCAUGGAAUAUGACCCAUUCAACGUGGGUACGGGUAUUAGAAUCUGGCCCUAGUGUAUUAGAACAAUACAUUUUAAAAUAUGCACAAUCCACCCAACAAAGAAAGCUUGCAUAAUGUAGUAUUCUUAGGAAUGACCUCCAUCUCCAGUUUAGUCUCUUGUGGUGUCUGGGAGCUCAAGGGCACAAAAUCCGAAGGAGUUAAUGCACUUUAAAAACCAUAUUCCCACCUCUGUGCAUUCUCCUAUUGACAUCCGUGGGAUUCCCCAGGAGUCUUAGCUACUGGAUUCCAAUACAGGAUAAGUGUCUUGGCCAUCUGUCUGCUUCCAAUGAAGACAAUAGACAAGUUCUUUCCCCCCAUGAAUAAAUCAAUAUAUAUAUUGGAACACAGACUACAGAAAUGGAAAGAACCUCCUGGGUCAUGGAGUUAAGUUCAGCAACCCCAUCAUAUAACUCCAUUAAUAAAUGUAUUAAAAUUACAGUAGUUAGGUUGUUUAGUAUAUAUAAUUAAUAGGAAAUCAUAUCUUCUGUAGGUCAGCUUUCAACAUGAUGCAGUGGUUCAGGGAUUUGUCACUUCUGUCAAACCAUAUGAGCCAAUGAUUCUCAUGUAAAUAAAAGUUUGCAGGAUCAGAAUUUCCUCCCCAAGUGAAUUAAAUAAAAACGAUCAGAGUGCAUCUUUCCAGGCUUUUGACAAUAAUUUUACACAUAGCUUUGGAAAACAAUGUUAGUUAAUUGGGUACUUUUAUUCUAAGCCUUGUAUACAUCUGAAGAGGCAUUUCAUUGUAAUUUCAAUCAUGCAGUCAUAGUUCUACAAAUAAAAAGGAUAUUUAGACACGCUGUAUAUAGUGUAUCUCAAUUAUUUUAAAUAACAACCAUGUAAGAAGAGAGAAAUUGAAGGGAAUCAUUGUUAGGGCUUGCUGGCAGAAAUUCCAUUAACCUGACAAAAGAUCAUGCCCUCAAAAGCAUCUUUUUUUAAUGUUUAGUGUUUCAGAAUAAAGCAUAUACAUAAUGUUUGCCAUUUGAUCUCCUGACUAUUGGUAAAUGUUUACACUUCAGCACCAUAUCUUUCAUGUAAAAGUUUUGACUAUCAUAUCAAGCUUUGUUAUCUGCAGUAAUUCAGUUUUCAUGCAGGAACCAAUAUAUGGGUAUGAGCCAAAGCAUACUGUAUUUUUUAUUUUACACAAGAUAUUUUGUUACUUCAUGUGAAAAGAUCAAGACAAAUGUGGCACUAAGUUCACACCAUUCCUUUUUUUUUACUAGAUGAAUGUUAAUGUAAAUUUAUUAAGGUUUAGAAAAAUGUGUUUGUACUGUAGUUGCUGUUUGUAUCAUGCCUAUGUACAUGUAUGGUUUUAAAAGAUAUUUUCAUUAUACAUGGAAUUCAACUUUGCUAAUAAAAGUUUGACUUGAUGUAUUCUUCAAA
Trachemys scripta elegans is the source of this 10438-nucleotide messenger RNA. RefSeq names its product cell adhesion molecule L1 like (gene CHL1). The transcript is spliced from 28 exons. The record is from RefSeq and is a predicted model, not a curated record. Bases 500 to 4177 code for a protein of 1225 amino acids. Gene Ontology annotation, molecular function: cell-cell adhesion mediator activity. Gene Ontology annotation, biological process: brain development; cell-cell adhesion. Lineage: Eukaryota; Metazoa; Chordata; Testudines; Emydidae.